AUGUCUUUAUAUUCCGAUUCAACUCAACCAGGCUCAGCCGCGAUUCCUAUAGUCGCACCUACUGCAGAGAAAGAUUCCUCCAAAAAUUCUGUGUUGAAUUCUAAAACAAGGACAUGUAGAAAUUUGAUUAUACAUGGUUAUUGCAAAUAUGAAGGAAAAGGUUGCGAGUUCAAGCACGAUAUAAGUAAAACAACCUCUCCACCGAAUGGCCCCGAAAUAACCAAAAGUACAAAAUUAAGUGUCAACUCUCCAGUUUUCAAACCCGCAAACGUUCUCUCAACGAUUCCACCAGAAGUUGUGAAUGCACCACCAUUCAUUCCGAAAAACAAUCAAGUCAACCCUACUAGUGUUCCAGGUUCACCCCAACAACAGCUUUUUUAUGAUUCUGGUGAUCAAGACAUGUCGUCAUAUGAUUCCACUACCGGACAUUAUUCAUCGCAGCUUUCAUCCGCGUCGUUUUUAAUGUCUUCUGUUAAUUCCGCAAGUCAAGGUUUGAAUGCACUUGCCAAUUCUUUCGCUUCUUUAGGAUUAAAUAAUAGUACGACAGAUUUUGUUGUUCCUGAUACGUUACAAGAAACUUCACCUAACAAUAUGAACUUUUUCUCUACAUCAAAUCAAAUGGAUCAAAUGGAACCAUUUUUAUAUCAAUCACAGAAGGCAAUUUUGCCUCAACCACUUCAAUAUCAUUUAUAUUCAUCACCCCUCUCGCAUGUAUCAAAUUUGCAUCCACAUCAAAAAACCAUUCAUGCAUUCUUUAUGUCAGACAAUUUAAGGGAAGAAUUACAACGGAAAAAUGAUGUUACAUUAAGAUCUGUUAAUGCAAAAGACCUUAAUUUACCUGAAGAAAUUCAUGUUUAUCAUUCAUUAUAUCCACUUGAUUUUCGUCAAGAAAAGUCAAUAAAAAAUUUUGGAUAUCCUAGUUGGGCAUAUAAAUCAAUUUGUAGUGUUGAUGGACGUGUGUAUAGUUUAAGACGUAUUGGAGGAUUUCGGUUAACAAAUGAGUUAGCCAUGUCAUCAAUUGAAAAUUGGCGAAGAAUUAGACAUGCAAAUAUUGUUUCAAUUCGUGAAGCUUUUACCACGAAAGCUUUCGGUGACCAUUCUCUCGUCGUCGUUUAUGAUUAUCAUCCAUUAUCACAGACAUUAUUCGAUAAACAUUUCUCUUCUUUGCAUACACCCAAUCAGCUUAUUCAAGGGGGGGUUAGUGGGGAUAACGUUCCCGAAUCAGUUCUAUGGAGUUACAUUAUACAAUUGACAUCGGCUAUUAAAACUAUUCAUUCAACAGGUUUAGCUGCAAGAAUGAUUGAAUCUACAAAAAUUUUGAUCACAAACAAAAAUAGCAGAAUACGUGUAAAUUGUUGUGGUAUAUUAGACAUGAUCAAUUAUGACGGUGGGAAAAACAUUCCCCAUUAUCAGCAAGAUGACCUUUUGAACUUUGGAAAAUUAAUUAUUUCUCUUGCGUGUAAUUCACUGUCAUCCGUCCAUAAUCCAAAGUCUAUCGACUUUAUUUCUCGUCACUAUUCACCAGAUUUCAAAAAUGUCACAUUAUAUUUACUAAGCAAACCUUCUCCAACGAAAUCUAUUGAUGAUGUGGUGACAAUGAUUGGAACUCGAAUAUUACAUGAGAUUAAUGGUGUUCACCAUUAUAAUGACUUUUUAGAGAGUGAAUUAAGUCAGGAAUUAGAAAAUGGAAGAUUAGUACGUUUAUUAUGUAAAUUUGGUUUCAUAAAUGAACGUCCGGAAUUUGAUAUGGAUCCAAGUUGGUCAGAAACUGGUGAUAGAUAUUUAAUAAAACUUUUUAGAGAUUAUGUAUUUCAUCAAGUUGAUGAACAUGGAUACCCUGUCAUCGAUAUGUCUCAUGUUUUAGUUUGUCUAAAUAAGUUGGAUGCAGGUAUCGAUGAAAGAAUAAUGUUGGUUUCAAGAGAUGAACAAUCAUGUCUCAUAGUCUCUUAUAAAGAGAUAAAAAACUGCAUUGAUUCGGCAUUUAGAGAUCUCUCAAGAAAAUAA
Diversispora eburnea is the source of this 2004-nucleotide messenger RNA. NCBI's taxonomy places the organism in Eukaryota, Fungi, Glomeromycota, Glomeromycetes, Diversisporales, Diversisporaceae. The record is from the annotation of a GenBank genome assembly.